GGGCGCUGGGCAUCGUUUCGGGCGGCGUGUUCCGUGCCAGUGUUUCCGAAGCGUGUUGACAUACGUGAGCCGCCGUGGCACGACGAGGGUGGUGCGUGGAACCGGAACGGACCGCGGUCAACCAAGGUGCAGGUCCCUCGGUUGCCGCCAGUGGCUGUGUCGAGGGGCGGGGCAGCGGCUGCAACUGCAACUCUGCUUCAGGGCCGACUCGGGCCGGUCUUCAGCCACGCGGGCGUGGUUGUCAGGCUCCGCCGACUGAGGCUCCGGAGCCCGCCGGAUGUUCGUGAUCGUGAUCCGUGACUCGCGCGUAACGUCGUGAUAGAAGAUCAGGCCUACAACUACCGUUUGGUGGGGAUGCCAAACCAUGUGAUUAUCUGUUGGGCUUUUAUUCAGCUCCGCGCACGGCCAGUAAUUGGAUAACUGCCGUCGCCGGCUAUCUGCCUGGGUUAUCGCCCAGCACGGGCCGGUCCGAGGUCCACAUCCGCCCGUAGCGAACAUCUCUUUGACCCCGACAACCUUGGCACAGUUCGUUUGGGAGGCGUUUGCGGCGGCCUGGGAGCUCGGCUGGGGCCCACUGGGCUCGGCUGGGGCCCGCCGGGAUCGGCUGGGGCCCGCCUGGCUCGCGGUGUCCGCUGCGCCCACCAAACGUAUCGGGUGUCAGCAGCGAGCUCCCCACGCGCGGGGCUUCGUCACCAGACCCACACUCUACACGCAGCAACGAGGCGAAGGGACUGCCACGCGCCGCCGCACCACGUGAGAGUGAGCGAGAAUAUCCAGUGCCGAACAGCAGAGGAGGCCAGGGCGCGGCCCGACAGUGUGUGGGACAGGUGACGGGACGCCGCCUGCGACCCAUAGCGAAGGACUCUGCUGCGGCGCCCACCGCUGCUCCGGCACGCCCGCAGCUGCGCCCCCGCGACCGUCCCCCCUCCAGCCCGCAGCCGUUCGUCCCUCCGCUGCUGGGAUCAUGGCGGUCGAGCGGUACGGCUCCGUGGCGUACGAACGGCUGGAAUUGGCGCCGCGUGCGCACGUGCUCCGCUGGCUGGGCGUGCGGCGCAGCACGUGCAUGCUGGCGUGGUGCUCGGUGGCGUACUUGGCCCUGCUGGCGGUCGGCGCGGCCGUGUUCGCGCUGCUGGAGGCGCCGUCGGAGGCGUUGCUGCGCCGCCAGCUGACCGACAGCGUAGCCCGCUUUCUGCGCGAGCACAAGUGCGUGCCAGAGUCCGACCUGGAAGAUCUCAUCACUGAAGUGGUGCUCGCCAACAACCGGGGUGUGUCGGCCUCCAAAAACAUCUCCAGCGGCUCCAACUGGAGCUUCGGCCAGAGCUUCUUCUUUUCGGCCACCGUCGUCACCACCAUAGGCUACGGUCACGUGACGCCUCUGUCGGAGGGCGGCAAGAUCUUCUGCGUGGUGUUCGCGCUCAUCGGCAUCCCGCUCACGCUGGUCAUCCUGUCGGCGUUCGUGGAGAAGCUGAUGGUGCCAUCGACGCUGGCGCUGCAGUGGAUGAACUCCCGGCUGGGUCACCUGUACCAGCCGUUCAACAUCCGGCUGUUCCACCUGGCGCUGGUCGGCCUGCUGAUCGUCUGCUGCUUCUUCCUGGUGCCGGCGGCCGUCUUCAGUCGCGUGGAGGACGGCUGGAGCUUCCUCGACUCGCUCUACUACUGCUUCAUCUCGCUGACCACGGUCGGCCUGGGCGACUACAUCCCUGGCGACCGGCCCGGCCAGGAGUACAGGCCCCUGUACAAGGUGGCUAUCACGGGCUACCUGCUGGUCGGCCUGGUGAUGAUGAUGUGGUUCCUGACGGUGUUCGCCGAGAUCCCACAGCUCAACUUCGGCAUCAUGUUCCUGCACCAGUCGGACGAGGGCACCUCCGACCCGGAGAAGAUGCGCCUCUCGGGCGCCGGCGCCGGGCCCAAGUACACGCAACAGAUGGAGAACCACGUGAAGGCGAGCAGUCGGCCGGUAGAGGAGACUCCCAGCCCCGAGGAGACCACACCAGUGCACGCGAGGCAGAAGUGAUGCAGUCUACCUUGCUGCUGUCGCUCCCGCGGCCAUUUCGGCAAGGCCCGGCCAGCCGCGCAGCUUCGAAAGCCGGCCGAUAGGUGGCAGCCCGGUCGCCCGUCGGCAGCCGGCCACUUCAGCUGAGCUGACGCGGACGUUGGAGAAUAUUGUCGCCGCACGCAGAAGAGCUCCAGAGUGGAGCCGUGGAGCGCGUGUCUUGCUUUAGCGGCGGGCGCGUGUCGUCGGUAACAUCGCUGGGAGGCGGCGCGCACGAGACUGCUGUCUGAAGCCCGUCUGACUGCUGUCUGCUGUCUGAAGCCCACACGGCCGUCUGGGUCUCGUUGGCUGUGCGCCAGCGUGCGAGACGACCUAGCAUCAUCCUGCCGCGGCGAUGGGCGAGGUCUGCCGACCCGGUUGGGGGCGGGGCAGCCUCAAAGUCACGUGAUUGCCAGCGCGGCGGAAUAAGCUGACCAUUUUCGGUGCUGCGGGUCGUCCGACAUUUGAGACGGAAAUAAGCGUAGCGUUCGCCGGGGUCGGCUUGCAGGCCGCGGGUCACUACGUGCGUUAGCAGGUUAGCGGUCUCUUUUUACGAACAUUCUUCGCGUGGACUGUCUUUCAAUCUUAUAGCUCGCAGUCCUGUUGACGUUAGAGCAAGAGAAUGCACCGGUUAGCGUUCUUUCACGUUAACAAGUAUCUCAACUCAGUGAUUUCAUGAGGUCUUGUAUGGUUUAUUUUUUAACCGAUUAGCUGUCUAAACGACGAAUAUUUCAGAUGUUACUGACAAGAAGCACAACGAGAUUGCUACAUUUUGCAAACUACUCACAGGCGUGUUUUUCGCUCACCAGUAUAUAAUAUUUGCGGUAAGACCGCCGGCGUGAUAUUCUCGACACCACGAGGGGACCCACCUUAGUUGACUGAGACCACGUGUUAGCGCUUGGCGUCCCAAGGGCGGACUUUGCUCGAGACACUGCGGCAAC
Molecule: messenger RNA, 2973 nt
Organism: Pollicipes pollicipes
Lineage: Eukaryota; Metazoa; Arthropoda; Thecostraca; Pollicipedomorpha; Pollicipedidae
Product: potassium channel subfamily K member 1
Exons: 7
Coding region: 965-2014 (349 amino acids)
Biological process (GO): potassium ion transmembrane transport; stabilization of membrane potential
Cellular component (GO): plasma membrane
Molecular function (GO): potassium ion leak channel activity; outward rectifier potassium channel activity
Source: RefSeq, a predicted model, not a curated record